Gossypium arboreum is the source of this 1008-nucleotide messenger RNA. RefSeq lists its product as uncharacterized. Gene Ontology annotation, biological process: DNA integration. The transcript has 4 exons. Gene Ontology annotation, molecular function: nucleic acid binding. The record is from RefSeq and is a predicted model, not a curated record. The coding region runs from base 1 to 1008 and encodes 335 amino acids. Lineage: Eukaryota; Viridiplantae; Streptophyta; Magnoliopsida; Malvales; Malvaceae.
AUGAGGCAGCAUGCUGAGGAGAGUACAAAGAAGUACAAAGCCUUGGCUUGUUUACAGAGUGGAGUGUCUGAUGUAAUCUUCACUAGAAUUAUGGCCUGCAGCACACCUAAGGAAGCAUGGGAAAGGCUGAGGGAGGAGUUCAUGGGGUCAGAUAAGACAAGGCAGCAACAAGUGAUUAACUUGAAGAGAGAUUUUGAGAACCUAAAAAUAAAAGAAUCUAAAACUAUCAAGCAAUACUCAGACAGGAUUAUGGCCACUGUCAAUAGUAUAAGGCUACUUGGUGAAGAUUUCAAUGAGAGUACGGUUGUUGAAAAGGUUAUCACCACUCUCCUUGAGAGAUUUGAGUCCAAAAUCUCAUCACUUGAGGACUCAAGGGAUUUAACAACCAUUUCUUUGUCUGAAUUGACCAAACAUUCAGUGUAUAGCUGUAAGAAAUUUGGCCAUAUAAAGAAAGUGUGCAAGAAAAAAGGGAAGGCACCAGCUCAGCAGCAAAUUCAAGCUCAGGCUGCUGAUGACCUUCAAGCUCAAGAGGAGCAUGCCUUUACUGCUUCCUGUUCUGCAACUUUAAACAAGGCCAGAUGCAAUUGGCUUGUGGAAAGUGGCUGCACGCACCAUAUGGCAGCUGAUAAGAAGCUAUUUAAGGACCUCGAUAGGACCUUUGUUUCUAAGAUUAGAAUUGGCAAUGGAAAUAUGAUUGAAGCCAAAGGUAGAGGCAAUGUGGUGAUCAACAUUGGCUCAGUGGAAGACAUGUCUAAACUUGAAGCUAAAGAUACUAUUUGUGAAGUUUGCCAGCUUGGUAAGCAGGCUAGAUUGCCUUUUCCAGCUAACAUGAAGUCUGAAGUGUUUAAUGCCUUUAGCAAAUUCAAGGCACUAGUAGAAAAUCAGUCAGGUUGCAAGAUCAAGGCCCUGAGAACUGACAAUGGGACUGAAUACUUGUCUGAGAGGUUUCAAAGAUUUUGUAAGCAGGCAGGGAUCCACCAUCAGUUAACCACUGUUUAUACUCCAUAA